Molecule: messenger RNA, 3266 nt
Organism: Zingiber officinale
Lineage: Eukaryota; Viridiplantae; Streptophyta; Magnoliopsida; Zingiberales; Zingiberaceae
Product: zinc finger CCCH domain-containing protein 4-like
Exons: 13
Coding region: 94-3168 (1024 amino acids)
Biological process (GO): maturation of SSU-rRNA from tricistronic rRNA transcript (SSU-rRNA, 5.8S rRNA, LSU-rRNA)
Cellular component (GO): intracellular anatomical structure; nucleolus
Molecular function (GO): ATP binding; RNA binding; metal ion binding
Source: RefSeq, a predicted model, not a curated record
CUGCUCCGCUCGGUCCGAGACUUCAAAAAGCAGGGCGAGAGGAAAGUGGAGGCGACAGCGCCGUCUCCUCCGCAUUCUUCGCCUCGAAGUCAGAUGGGGAAGUCACCGGGGGAAGCCUCCUCCUCCUCCAAUCCUGCCGCCGGCGGCCGUCCGCCACUCCCCGUCAUGGCUCUCCGCGAGAAGAUCGUCGCUAAGGUCCAGCAAAAUCGAGUGACCCUCAUCGUCGGCGAUACCGGUUGCGGUAAAAGCUCCCAAGUGCCACAAUUCUUGCUCGAGGAAAAUGUUCAACCGAUAUUGUGCACACAACCUAGAAGAUUUGCUGUUGUUGUAAUAGCAGGAAUGGUAGCUAAAGCACGUAAUUGUGAAGUUGGACAGGAGGUUGGAUAUCAUAUAGGGCACUCAAAUGUCUCUGACCUUGGCUCAAAUCGAUCAAAAAUCGUCUUCAAAACUGCUGGUGUUGUACUGGAACAAAUGCGUGAUAAGGGAUUAAUUGCACUAAAGUAUAAGGUUAUAAUUCUUGAUGAAGUGCACGAACGAUCAGUAGAAUCUGAUCUUCUUCUUGCCUGUGUUAAACUGCUUAUGAUGAAAAACAAUGACAUGAGGGUUGUUCUCAUGUCUGCCACAGCUGAUAUUACAAGAUAUAAGGAUUAUUUUAAAGACCUUGGGAGGGGUGAAAGAGUGGAAGUUAUUGCAAUACCAAAUGCGCCACAACAAAGUAGCAUCUUCCAGAGGAAGGUUCUCUAUCUCGAUCAGGUUGCAGAGCAUCUAGGCAUGGAUUUAGAUUCGGUGUCAUCAAUAUGCUGUUCAGAAUGGGUCCCUGGUGAUGCUGAUAUUAAACCUGAAUUACAUGAAAUUAUUCACAAGUUAGUGAUGCAUAUUCAUAACAGUGAACCAGACAUUGAAAAAAGUAUAUUGGUAUUCCUCCCAACAUAUUAUUCUCUGGAGCAGCAAUGGGUUCGUUUACGACAUCUUAGUUUACUCUUCAAAAUACACAUUCUUCACCGAAGCAUUGACACCAAGCAAGCACUGUUAGCAAUGAAAGCCUGCCAAUCUCACCGUAAGGUGAUACUAGCAACAAAUAUUGCUGAAUCAUCAGUCACGAUACCUGGAGUUGCUUAUGUAAUUGAUUCGUGCCGAUCUUUACAAAUUUUUUGGGAUCCUGGCAGAAAAGCAGAUUUCUCUAAGCUUGUUUGGGUGUCUAAAUCACAGGCCGAGCAACGUAAGGGCCGAACUGGUCGAACUUGUGAUGGUGAAAUAUAUCGGUUAGUCUCAAGAUCAUUCUAUAAUAGUUUAAAUGAUCAUGAAGAUCCAGCAAUAUUGAGAUUAUCAUUGAGGCAGCAGGUGCUCAUGGUUUGCUGCUCAGAGUCUAAAGCAAUCAAUGAUCCCAAAGUCUUAUUGCAGAAAGUUUUGGAUCCUCCGGAGAAAGAUAUCGUGGAGGAUGCUCUUAGUUUGCUAGUCAAAAUGAACGCAUUGGAAAAGCCUCUUUCUAGCAGAGGCCGCUACGAGCCAACAUUCUAUGGGCGUUUACUUGAUAGUUUUCCGCUUUCUUUUGAUGCUUCAAUGCUGGCAUUGAAGUUUUGUCAGGUUGGGAUACUUCGUGAGGGAAUCAUUAUCAGUAUCCUAAUGGACAUCCAACCACCUCCGAUUUAUCAUCCUUUCGGCAAUCAAAAUUUGGUAUGGGAACUAGUUGUUUAUUUAAUAUCUGUGAUUUUCUUUUUACUGACAAUUUUCCUAUCUUCUUUUCCAAAGUACAUAGACAAUUUCUUCGAUGGUAGCAGCUGCAAGCCCAUUGCAAAGAAGGAAGCUUCAUUGAUGGCAAAUUUGUGUGCCUUUCAAUUUUGGGAGCGGGUUUUUAAGGACAAGCACCGUCUGGAAAGACUAAAGCACGUUGUUAAUGUUGAUGAAUCGUCGUAUUCAGAAGUCUUGUUUUCUAAACUAGAAGAGGAAUGGUGCUCAUUUCACAACCUUAUUCAGACGUCGCUGCACACUCUCUCUGAAAUUUAUGAAGAAACUGUCGAGAUACUGCAUCGAUUUAGGCCAGCCUUUCUUGCAAAAAUUGAAAUUCCCUGUUACUUUGAGCCAUAUACAUUCAAGCACACAUGCAUUUUGCAAUCUGAGCUGGCAACAGAUUUGGAUGCCCUAACACUGGAAGACGGGAACCUUGAUACCGCAACUAGACAAAAAUGUAUCACUUUACCAUAUGUUGCUCCUGAUGAUUUUGGUGCCACAUCUGUAUCUGAGAAACUGAAAAGUCUUGUUAAAGAAAUGCGGAUGCAAUAUGUGGAAGACACAUCUGGUUUUCUACCCAAUACCGCAACUGUUUCUCAAGCCAAUGAGCCUGCUAUUUGUAAAUUCUUCGCGAUCGGAGCAUGCAACAAGGGAGACCUUUGUAACUAUUCUCACUCAUAUCAGUCCCAGAGGCCACUUUGCAGGUUUUUCCAUACAUUUCAGGGAUGUCGGAAUGGAAAUGCGUGUUUCUUCCUACACGACUAUAACAGUAGUGGUAGGAGAGCAUUGAAUUUCUGCUUACAAGAAGAUGCAACUACUUCUGCUGAUUCCUUCUUGCAGUUGCUUCCAAUGUCCUACGAGUAUGUUCUUGUCUUGAAUGACAAUGAUCUAUUUUUUUCGGUUAACCUUGCACAAGUUUAUGAUGCGAACAAGAUAAUUGCCACUACACAUCGCUCAUACUCUGAAUUUGAGGAAUCGCUUGGGAUCACAGUGUUGUGUGAUGUAGCUGAACCCUGGUAUGUGUUUACGGAAAGUAAUGAAAUUUCAAUUCCUUGGGAGCAAGUUAGGUGUAUAUUAUGGUUUGCUGACAUCGAGGACGAUGCGGCGAGGCAUUACCAUCUUUUACAAGAUUUAUUCCGUCAUCUCGCUGUUAAAAUUUUGGCCGACACUUUGUUUGAUAUUCGGGUAAUUAUAACCAUCAACAACGUCAAAUUCGCACAGCUACAGGUGGAGAAAUUGGCAAGGGAGUGUUUUUUCUUUCUUACCGAGUCGUUUUGCUUCGACGAAUUAAGUUUCGGCAAGUUUUCUGGCUCAAAGAACACAAGGAUAAACAACCACAUCAGCGUGCCUGUUUCUUAUGUUUUCGAGUUGUAUCCCCCGACCGAUCUCCAAUUCGGGGAUUAUUCUACUGUGCUUCGGAAGGGUUUAUGUCGACAAUGAAAAGGUUUUUAUUUACUUUGUAAAUAUACCAGUGUGGAUCUAUAUAUAUGCUCAAAAUCUAUAUAAAAACAGUGCUUGUUAAGAGUAUUCUCGGAUCA